Messenger RNA from Candidula unifasciata, 2990 nucleotides. Lineage: Eukaryota; Metazoa; Mollusca; Gastropoda; Stylommatophora; Geomitridae. The record is from the annotation of a GenBank genome assembly.
AUGAACACCAGUGCCUGGGAUGCAUUCUGCGGCGGUCCGUUGUGGAACUCAAGUCAACUAUUGGACAACUGGUGGCCAGAAUUCACUCCAUGUUUCAUCAACACAAUUUUUGUGUGGGUGCCGUGUGGCUACGUGUGGCUUGUACUGCCCUACUUUCUCUAUGACGUCAACAACAAGUUCAGCACCAAUAACCUCUACUUAGCAAAAAAUGACCUCAAGGAACACAGUCGCCAAACUUUGGAUACAAAUGUUGCAAAUGGCGGGAAAUUGUCAACCUUGGAAAGCCCGCCAAAAGGAGCCAUGACUGUCUUUUGUCUCUGGAAAAUCGUUUUGACCAGCCUGCUAGCGGCGUUAUCCCUGGUGCGUCUCCUGUUUGACCUGAAAGACGAUCAACCCACAGCUGAUGUCCUGGCUUCAGGGCUCUACACGGCUACAUAUGUUCUGGUUGCUAUCAAACUUUGGUACGAGCGGGUCAAGGGAAGGAACCCAAUGUUCAUCUCCUUUUACUUCUAUUCAAUGAACAUAAUAUUGGGUAUUGUCCCUUUGUAUACCUGGAUUAUAACAGAGGAUUACCAGCACUACCCCGGCAAGUUCACAAUCAUUGUGCUGUCCUUUGCUACCAAUGUGCUGACCUUUUCGUUGACCUUUGUCCCUGACAGCGAAUGGGCGACAAAGAAAGGAUACAGGAAGAUUGGACCGCGCCCAUGUCCUGAAGCAGUAGCUACCUACCCCUCACAAAUGUUAUAUCUCUGGAUGCUCAAGCUGAUGAUGAGCGGCUUCAGGAGAGAGAUCACAGCCGAUGACCUUUGGGACUUGAACCCACGUGAUCAAGGUCCUCGUUUGAACAUGCGUUUUGAGAAAGUCUGGACAGCUGAGAUAAACAGAGUUGACAGGAUCAAUAAAGUGCGUACAACUAGUUUUCAGGCCCAGAGGCAAGAACAUGGAUUCUCUCAAAACACUCAUGAAACAACAGAGAGGGUACAGAAUGGCCUGCAACACAACACGUUGGUCCGGGGAAAGGACACAUAUCUGACCCCUGCUGUCUACUAUGGUGGCUCCGAUGAAACAACAUCCCUUCUUGUGUCUAAAGGAUAUCAACAACAUACGGCUCAGACCAAGUCAGCCAGUUUGAUCCGAGCUCUGACGUCACUCUUUUGGAAGGACACUGUCAUCAUAUUGGUUCAGAAGAUCUUUGCAGAUGCUCUCCUGUACUCCAAUCCCAUGAUUCUAGGAGUUCUCAUUGAGAGGCUGCAGUUUCCAGAUGAAAGAAAAAUCUGGCAGUCUUAUGUUCUCAGUCUGGGACUGGUUGUCACUGGUAUAGCUAAGACACUAUUGUUUGCCCAUGCCAUGUAUCGCAGUGCUCUGCUGGGACUUCACGUGAAAACUGUACUUGUUUCUGCCAUUUAUAAGAAGUCACUGACAAUCUCCAGUUCGGCAAAAAAAGACUCCACGGUCGGGGAAAUUGUCAAUUUGAUGUCUGUUGACUGUCAGAGACUGGAGGAUAUAAUCACUGGGAUCUUCUUUAUGUAUUCCGCACCAGUUCAGUUUAUAUUCGCCAUUGUGAUUCUCUACGUUACAAUAGGUCCUGCAGUAAUCACUGGAUUAGUGUUGCUGAUAAUAACAGUUCCCUUCAAUAUGUGGAUCGGCAAGCAGCAGAAACUGAUACAAGACUCCUUGCUCCAGAGAAAGGAUCAAAGAAUAAAAAUUGUCAAUGAAAUUCUCAACGGAAUGAAGGUGCUGAAACUGUAUGCCUGGGAGGAUGAGUUUAAAAGAAAGGUGGAAGCUGUACGUUCAACAGAAAUCAAGCAGCUGUACAAGAUUGCCUUUCUGAACUUCUGUGCGGGGCUCGGCUGGGGUAUGGCGCCAUUUUUGGUUGGCUUUGUCACUUUUGCAACCUAUGUGCUGAUGGACAGCAGCAAUGUUUUAGAUCCUCAGAAAGCCUUCGUGUCUCUGGCGCUGUUCAAUCUGAUCCGAGUACCCCUCAAUUAUAUCUCGACAAUGAUCAUGAACUCAGUACAGAUUUCAGUUUCAGUCAAGAGAAUAAACUUGUUUCUAGUCAAGAAAGAUCUGAACCUGAGAAACACAAAAAUGGAUCCUCACUUGGAACAUGCCGUCUCCAUCCAAAAUGGGACAUUUACCUGGGACAGAGAUGAACCGCCUGUCUUGAAAAACAUCAAUGAAAACAUCCCUGUUGGGAAACUGACUGCCAUUGUUGGCCAGGUAGGAUCAGGGAAAAGUUCUCUGAUUGCGGCAAUUCUUGGAGAAAUGGAGAAGUUGGCUGGACAAGUGACCAUUAAGGGCAAAGUCGCGUACGUGUCACAGCAAGCAUGGAUCCAGAAUGCUACAGUCAGAGACAACAUCCUGUUUGGAAAGAAGUACAAAAAGCAGCGGUAUAACCAAGUCAUCCAAAUCUGUGAGCUGCAGAGAGACCUGGAGAUACUAGAAGCCGGAGACCUGACAGAAAUUGGGGAGAAGGGCAUCAACUUGAGUGGUGGCCAGAAACAGCGAGUCAACCUGGCAAGAGCAGUUUACAGCGAUUCAGACAUCUAUCUCUUUGAUGACCCUCUCAGUGCUGUUGAUGCUCACGUUGGCAAAGCCAUCUUCAAGAAUGUUGUCGGUAAUUCAGGUGUUCUAGCAAAGAAGACGCGGAUUUUGGUCACCCAUGGAAUUCAUUGGCUGCCCCAGGUCGACCAGAUUUUGGUGAUGACCAAUGGUUGCAUUUCAGAGCGUGGCUCCUAUGAACAACUCAUCUCACACAAUGGGCCUUUUGCUCAGUUUUUACAGAUGCAUUUGACCGGUGGUGACCACAGUAGUGACCACAGAGAGGACCUCAUUGAAGAAGAGGAAGAGGCUGAUGAAGAAUUACAAGAAGUCAAAAAUGCCAUAAAAGCAAAAAUUGACCAGUUGACGUCAGAUGCAGGGAAUACAUCCGGAGAAGAAACACACAGCGUGACCAGACAGGAAGUUAGACACAGAAGAAGAAACAACAG